AUGUCUUCGGGAUCGAGACCCAAGAGAGAGGUUGCAGAACCCAGACCUAGUGCUUCGAUACUCCUAAUUUCCCCCUCGAAUGAGAUUCUCCUGUUACAUCGAGUGCGAACAUCGUCUUCCUUCCCCUCAGCACACGUAUUCCCCGGCGGGAAUCUAAGUGCUUCGCAAGACGGCGAGAUUCCCGGCCCGAAAGAUGCAGAGCGGCAUAGAGAUGGGCUGGCUUAUAGGAUGGGUGCUAUAAGGGAGUGUUUUGAGGAGAGUGGGAUCCUGUUAGCGAAGAAGAACUCCGAUUCAUCCUCUUUGUUGGAAAUCGAGGAGAGUGAAAGGGAACGAGCUAGGAAGGAGAUUCACGCUGGGAAGCUGAAAUUUGGGGAAUGGGUGAAGGAGAGUGGUGGGGUUGUGGACAUAGAUGGACUUAUACCGUUUACGAGAUGGAUCACGCCGACGAACCUUCCGAAGAGAUUCACGACGCAGAUGUAUAUUUACUUCUUGCCUCUCGCUCAAACCGGACCCACCAAAAACAUCGCCUCGAAAUCUGUGAUUCCGGUCCCGACUUCAGAUGGAGGGGUAGAACAUACUGCUGCGCUUUUCGCGCCGUGUAAAAUAUGGUUGGAACAAGCGAGCAGGAAUGAGAUUAUUCUUUUCCCGCCGCAGUUUUACCUUAUACACCUCCUGUCUCCCUUCCUCUCUCCCUCUCUCUCCUCCUCCUCUUCGCCCUCGACAAAUGAGUUACAGGACCAACGGGACAAAGUCCGAGAGUUCUUGCAAGGAGAUGGAGGGGAUGGGAAAGGCGUAAAGUGGGGCGAGAAGGUCAUGAGUCCGAUUGGGAUUUUGAUGGGGAGGGAUGGGCGGAGCGUGUUGGGGCUUGAGAAGCCAGGACCGGAAUUGAAGGAGAGUGGGAGAGGGGGCGAUGAGAAGAGGGUUGUGCUUGUGAGAUUUGGGAGGGAGGGGCCGAGGGAUUUGGAGGUAAAGGAGAGGGCGGAGGUGUUGGAAGAGGAGAGGGAGGAGGCGAAGUUGUAG
Messenger RNA from Hyaloscypha bicolor E, 1020 nucleotides. RefSeq lists its product as uncharacterized. Gene Ontology annotation, molecular function: hydrolase activity, acting on acid anhydrides, in phosphorus-containing anhydrides. Lineage: Eukaryota; Fungi; Ascomycota; Leotiomycetes; Helotiales; Hyaloscyphaceae. The record is from RefSeq and is a predicted model, not a curated record. The transcript is spliced from 3 exons. Bases 1 to 1020 code for a protein of 339 amino acids. Gene Ontology annotation, cellular component: mitochondrion.